GAUCCUUAGCAAUUGGAAUAUACCUUGAUCGCACGUUGGCUUUUAAAUCAUCGUGUCCGGCGGUAUGCCAAUACGCUACAAUAGUAAUAUCCAAGAGGCAAUCAACCGACGAAAUCACCACUACAGGAGUCUUAUAUGCAUUCGCACAAAUCAUUGGCACUUUAUUAAUUUCGAUGAUGGAUACAUUAGAGAAUUUAAAUAAAAAAUUUACGAUGGAGCUUUCAAACUGGGUUUUGUUCGCGAUUGUGGUCGGUGGGUUUGGGUUGUUGUUGCCGAUUUCGCCAGCGGAAAAUGAGGGCUAUGGUGAGGACGAAGAUGAACAAGGGGAGACCA
Messenger RNA from Racocetra persica, 333 nucleotides. The record is from the annotation of a GenBank genome assembly. Lineage: Eukaryota; Fungi; Glomeromycota; Glomeromycetes; Diversisporales; Gigasporaceae.